AUGAAUACUUCUUUACCAACGGAGGAUCUUGACGAUUCUGAUGAAAUUGAGCUUACUAAAAAUCAAAAUAUAGAAUUAGAUUUAAUACGAGAUUUACGGAAUAGUAUGCUUAUUAUUACACCUGAUCCUAUAGAAACGCCUCCCGAAGAUAUCGUGGAUAAUGAAAAAUCAUCAUCUAAGCACUCUGCAUAA
Entrophospora sp. SA101 is the source of this 192-nucleotide messenger RNA. The record is from the annotation of a GenBank genome assembly. NCBI's taxonomy places the organism in Eukaryota, Fungi, Glomeromycota, Glomeromycetes, Entrophosporales, Entrophosporaceae.